Messenger RNA from Calliphora vicina (urban bluebottle blowfly), 926 nucleotides. RefSeq lists its product as uncharacterized. The transcript is spliced from 2 exons. The coding region runs from base 61 to 846 and encodes 261 amino acids. Lineage: Eukaryota; Metazoa; Arthropoda; Insecta; Diptera; Calliphoridae. The record is from RefSeq and is a predicted model, not a curated record.
UAGAGUAAAAUUAAUAAAAAUAUUAAAAAUAAAAAGUAAACGAAAUAUUUACUAUAAAAAAUGAGAGAAUCUGAAAGAUCAUCUAGUUAUCAACGUUCCCGACAUAAGACCAGAUCAAAAUCCCGUGAUAGGGAACGCAGCAGGGAUAAAGAACGCUAUCGCGAUAGAGACCGUGAAAGGGAUAGGGAUCGUGAACGUGAACGCGUCAGUCGGGACAAAGAGCGCGAUAGAGAUCGUGACUAUGAUCGGGACAGGGAUAGAGAUUAUGACCGGGAUUAUUAUUCCUCACGUCACUACAAAUCGAAAUCUAAAAAGACCAAACACUCCAAGAAAUCUAAACAUCGUCGCCGUAGCCGUAGUUCUAGCACAUCGUCCACUUCAUCAUCCAGCUCCCGCGAAAGCCGCAGCAGUCGUAGCAGCCGCACUUCAAAAUAUUCUAGUUCUCGUAACAGCAAGACAAGGGCGCCUAGUUCUGAAAGCAAUUCAAGGAGUGCCCUGACUUCAGCAACCACCCCCAAUACAUCUGCAGUUACCAAAGCUAUUGACUUAAUGGAUUUUAAAGUACAAAAAGCUUUGGAUACCAUAGAAGAGGACACAUUUGUGCCAAGAUCUUUCUUUAGCACCAGAGAUAGAGAGGCUCCCGAGAAAAGCAGCUUACCCUCGGACAAAGUCUUUAUAGAUCUACAGGCGGAGACUGUUACAUUUACCAUGUCUUUGGAUAAAUUAAAGGAUGUCAACACAAAGGAGGCAAUUUUUCAUCCCAAUUUUUUGGGUGAUGCCGAUCAAAAACAGGAUAAAUGGGUGCGAAAACUGUUUCUUUAUCGUCAAAAAUUUAUGACAGAAUAAAUAAUCAAAUUCUCAAAUAACUACUAAUAACACAUUUAAUAAAACUUUCCCAAACUUGCAAGUCCUCGGAAGAAAAUAAA